Molecule: messenger RNA, 3176 nt
Organism: Sebastes umbrosus (honeycomb rockfish)
Lineage: Eukaryota; Metazoa; Chordata; Actinopteri; Perciformes; Sebastidae
Product: upstream stimulatory factor 2
Exons: 11
Coding region: 135-1121 (328 amino acids)
Biological process (GO): regulation of transcription by RNA polymerase II
Molecular function (GO): DNA-binding transcription factor activity, RNA polymerase II-specific; protein dimerization activity; RNA polymerase II cis-regulatory region sequence-specific DNA binding
Source: RefSeq, a predicted model, not a curated record
CUCUCUCUCCCUCUCUCUCUCUCCCUCUCUCUCUCUCUCUCUCUCUCACAUGACCAGUGUGUUUGUUCCCGUGAUCACUUCUUCCAUCUCUGUUGUCAGUGACUGAAUAUCUCACUCUUCUUACUCUGAGCCUGAUGGAUAUGCUCGACCAGAGUCUGGACAGCUGCAGCCAAGAAAAGCAAGAAGAAGAGGUCAUCCAGGCAUCUGAAGACGGAACAGGAGAAGAGCAGUCAACUGUUACGAUAGCCAGCGUUCAGGGGGCUGCAGCGUUUGGUGACCAUAACAUACAAUAUCAGUUCCGCACGGAGGGCGGUCAGGUGACGUACCGUGUUGUUCAGGUGACUGACCAGCAGCUUGAGGGAAGAGAUGAUGGGGGAGGAGCAGUGAGCGUCGUCUCUACAGCCGCCUUCACCGGGGCUCCUCAGGCUGUGGCUCAGGCUGUGAUCCAAAACCCUUUCAGUAAUGGAGGAAGCCCGGCAGGAGAGGCGGUGGGUGGGGAGACGCGCUUCGCUUACUUCCCCGCAACUGCAGUGAGCGACGGGACCGUGUCUGUGCAGGCCGCCACGGACCCCACACUCACACAGGCGGGGGGUCAGUUUUAUGUGAUGAUGACCCCCCCUGACGUCAUUCAGACAGGCACGCAGCGAACCAUCGCCCCCCGCACACAGCCCUACCCUGCAGAUGAAAACGAGCUGCUGCAGCAUGAAGGUUUAAACUGGAAAAUGGAUGGACCGCGAACACCGAGAGAUGAAAGGAGAAGAGCGCAACAUAAUGAAGUUGAAAGGCGACGAAGAGACAAGAUCAACAACUGGAUUGUCACGCUUUCCAAGAUCAUCCCAGACUGCAAUAUGGACAGCACCAAGACUGGAGCGGGUCAGCAGCAAUCAUCUCUGUCCUUGCAGAGCAAAGGAGGCAUCCUGUCUAAAGCUUGUGACUACAUCCGAGAGUUGAGGUCAAGCAACCAGCGACUGCAGGAGAGUCUGAAGGAAGUGGAGAGGAUACAAGUGGACAAUGAGUUGUGCAGGCAGCAGAUUGAAGAGCUGAAGAAUGAGAACGCUUUGCUCCGAGCGCAACUCCAGCAGCACGGCAUCGAGAUGGUUGGAGAGACGCCGCCGCAGUGAAACGGAGGAGGGGCACCACCACUCAGACACACACAACCGACACGGGCGAGAUGACGGAGGAAAAAAAAAUAAGACUUGUGAAGAAUCACUUUCUUUUUAGCGAAUGCAUCCUUCCCUGGGUUCCCAGGUCGCGAACCCUUCACCGGCCAAUUGUGGCUGUACUUGACUGUUCCAAUCCUAUUGAGAUAACCACCCGUUACGGCUCAGUAGAAAUGGGGCCACUCACCACCAUCAGAGUGCUUCAUGAGCUAUGAAAGAGAACCUCUGCUGAAAUCCUCCCUUGUUUUGUAUUUAUGUAGCCUCACUCAUGGACUAUGAUGUUUGUCGUUUAAUUUCGUCCCAUCGGUGUGUUUUCCCCCCAAAUUAUUGAUUUUUAGUUCAUGCUUUUAUUCUGUUUGUGUUUUUGAGUUCUGUAUUAAGAUGUUGUUUUUAGCUGCUUUAAUUUAUUAGUCCGCUUGCUGACAGAAGCUUUGACGGAGACCAGUUACAUUGAAGCUCUUCCCCCCCCCGCCCUCCGAGAGAAGCAAGAUUGAAUUUUAAGUGAGAAAACAUCAAAGUAUGCAAAACAUUGUGAUUGUACAGACAGAAAUAGUGCGACACACACGCAGCUUACCUAGAUCCAAAGACAAACAAGGAGCUGUGCUGGCCCCAUGCUUCCGGGCUGAUUUAUGUAAAUAAGACUUCUCGUGUUUUUAAUACAGAUGUUACAGAAUGUUAGAGCAGAUUAUCUCUGGGAGUAAACAAUCAAUAGCUCAUUAAGUUCACGCUGGCCCUUUGUCAUAGUAAUUACCAUGAAGUGUGUGUAAUCUUGGGACUUGAUUUGAAAAGAAAAAAGUGGUAUACUUGAAUUGUUGGGCAUUUUGCUUAACCAGAAAAAUAACUCAAAAGUCAACAAAAUCAAAGAUCCAACUGUUUAAAUGCUGUUUAAUUACAAAGUGUGGAACAUGUAGACGAUUAGCAACCCCGGCGCGCUGGCUGGGUUGUGGGCUGGAGAGCGAUGCAGUGCAAAUUCAAACUUUUGCCAAACUAUAUAUAGAUACUGUGGGCUUUUUUUUUCUUCAUCGUUUGUUCAUGUGUGAUUUACCGGUGUCUCAAUACGUGUAAGAAUAAUCCCCACAUGUUUCAUUUCAAGCUGUUUGCUCUAUUUUGGUAUUGCAACACUUCAAAUGCAGCUCAACGCACAAGGGGAGGAGGGGGGGGAGGCACCCUGGAGAGCGGCACUCAAAGACUCUCUGCUCACUAUGGAAAAAGGAGUACACAGAAAUUCUGUGUUGCACUUCUUAGUCGAGCACAACUCGUUCUCCACGAAAUGAAGGAAUAGUUUGAAAGUGGGGAAACUUGGAAAUGAGCUCACAUAUCUCUCCACCCACUCAGGCGAACAAUAAGUAAACUGCAAUUGGUUGUACAAACAGCAGAAGCCAAUAUUAACAUUGUUGAUGAUUUUGUGAAUGAAUAUACAUGAUGUGUUUUUGUUCCGCUUUGGGCGAUGUGAGCGAAAGUGGAAGAGAGAGAUAUCAAGCUUCGGAGCCACUUAUUAGAGCUUCUCCCUGUGUCAACAGCUCAGGAUCCAGCAAAGCAAAACCAACACUCAGACCCCUGGCGAAAUCAGGCAGACUAUCACAUUUUAAUAUCUCAGACUCUGCAAGUUAACAGCUCGUGCUUUGGAAGUGCUGUUCUGCCACUGCUGCUAGAUUCAAGCCUGAUAUGGAUAGUGCAAGUGUCUGAUCCAUCAAACGAGACUCCUAGCCAAAGUUGAGCGAUAGAUGUUUUGCAGUAGAAUUUCUUUUUACACCUUGGUGGGAGCAGAGGAUGUGAACAUGACGACAUGAAUAAUGCUUUGGAAGACGGAUGUUCACAAAUGGAAGGUCACUUGUGGCUAAUUCUUUUUUUUUUUCUUUUUUUUUUCUCUCUCUCGCGUUUCUUUUUUUGAAAUGGCAAAAGAAAGAAAAAAAGACUCCUUCUCUCUGUAGCAGCCUCACUGUUCUCAGGUUAGAUUUUAAGACAUCUUUUCUAAGUAAAAUGUGGAAAAUAAAACUUUCACUGGCUAAUAACCUU